Messenger RNA from Haemonchus placei, 1431 nucleotides. NCBI's taxonomy places the organism in Eukaryota, Metazoa, Nematoda, Chromadorea, Rhabditida, Trichostrongylidae. The record is from the annotation of a GenBank genome assembly.
GCGGCCGACGAAGUCUAUUUUUCCGCACCCUCGUUUCGUGGAACUAGUUUUGGGGAUGACCUUUGGGUAGAUACGACUCUAUACGAUUCCGAUGGCAACGAGGAGGACAUCGUUUAUAGUUAUACUUAUACUGAAGUUACGUCGAGAGAAGAAGUUACGUCGAGAGAAGAAGUUACGUCGAGAGAAAGUUACCGAGAAAAUUUGACAAGAGAGGAGCGCUGGCUGAAGACGAGAUUUUCUUUUCGUAGCUGCCUACAGAAUCUACAGGAAACUCGCCAAGGCUGCCGCAGCAAAAGCAAAGAGCUAAGCGUCGUGCGCGCGAAGCUCGAAGAUCGAGAAUUACAGAAAAUCGUUUUCAGGUUGAUCGUUCGUUUCAGACAUUUUCGCCACUCCCCAAUAUACCCUUCGCCUGUGAUGAUCCUGUUCCUGGGCCACAUCCACAGCCUCAUGAGGAACGAGUAUCUGCAGAAGAGGCUGCAACAUACCAAGUAUCACCUUUCAGUCCAGUAACUGAUAACUUUGGGCCACAUAUCGUAGCUGGUCGUAGAACUGGCAACAACGGAAGAACCUUGCCACCAGCAAGGAAUCCUGGUCCUUCAACUUCGGGAAUUUCUAUCCGUGCUUCUAGUGCACACGGACAAGUUCACCAGCAGGCUCAUCAUCACAAUCGUUCUAUCGUCCUGUUGUACAAAAUCCAAAUAUUGUAACUAGAAGUGCUAGUGCACGUAGACAGGUUCUUGAAAGGGCUAAUCGUCACAAUCAUUCUAUUGCCGAGAAUCCUGUCGUUCCAAAUCCAAAUAUUUCAACCAGAAGUGCUAGUGCACGUAGACAGGCUCUUGAACGGGCCAAUAGUCACAAUCGUUCUAUCGUCGAGGUUGCUGCUCAGAAUCCACGUAUUUCAACCAGAUCUGGCGCACGCAGACAGGUUCUUGACCAAGCUGAACAUCACAGUCAUUCUGAAGUUGAGGACCUUCCCGAUCUGGCACCGUCCAAUUCCAACAGAGGUCCUUACCCACGUAGGCCAAUUAAUCAGCGAGUUGAUCAUCAGGAACAUUCGAACAAUGGGAAUCCCCCUGAGAUGCACUCAGCCAGUUCGAACAGAACUCGUAAUCGACGCAGACCGAUUCCUCGGCAAUUUGAUGAACAAGAUGAUGAAGAACCGGAGGUGAUUUUCGUAGGGCAGCCGAAUGUACCGGCGCAGGCGGUUAAUAUAAACGCGAAUCUAGGGAGGCAGUCAAUUCAAACCCCGUCGGGUUAAGCCGCAGACGAGUUUUUAUUUCGCUCGUUGACGCACCCAGCAGUGGCCGUUUACUCGUUAGAACCGGCCCUUCUCAACGUGUACCACCACAAGACCGUCGUAGACCGCUACAACGUCCUAGGCCUCCAGCCUUUGAUGAGGAGCCUGAAGUGGUGGGUACUCACUGGAUGUAA